Caenorhabditis elegans is the source of this 1244-nucleotide messenger RNA. RefSeq names its product Zinc finger protein unc-98 (gene unc-98). Gene Ontology annotation, cellular component: nucleus; cytoplasm. Bases 46 to 978 code for a protein of 310 amino acids. The transcript is spliced from 7 exons. Lineage: Eukaryota; Metazoa; Nematoda; Chromadorea; Rhabditida; Rhabditidae. The record is from RefSeq and is marked reviewed.
UUCACCCCCAUUCCGACGACUAACCGCUGAUAUCCAGAUACAACAAUGGAUGACGACAUCUUCAAAGAGGCAAGAAAGGAAAGAGAUGACUUCGAAGAGUUGAUGAAUGCCUGUGAUCUUGCCAAGAUGUCCGUGAAGAACAAUGAAAUGGUUCAUGGUCUAGAAACCUUCGGCAUCAAUGGAGAAUCGUCAGAAAAUGGAAAUAAGGAAAAGCCCAAAGAGAUCAUGAAAGUUGUUGCCCCAACAGUUGAAGCAUAUGUCGGAAGUUCAAGUGCUCAAACUCCAACAAAAUCGAGUGGCGGUGCUUUGGAUGGCAGUGAUCAACAGGAAGUGCGUCAGGACGGAACUAGUGUGCAAAAAGAUGACAACGGAUUUGUAUUCUACAAGUGUCGUUUCUGCGGACUCACAUUCAACUUCAUGAACACUCUCCGUGCACACGAGAGAAUACAUGACGUUUCACAGCCAUAUGUCUGUGGAAAAUGCGGAGACUCAUUUGAAUUUGCUUGCCAACUGGAAUAUCAUGCCGCUCAGCACUCAGAAAUUGACGGGUACAAGUGUGAAUGCGGAAGGACGUUCUUUUCUUACACGGAAAUGUUAUAUCACAAGCACACGGACGAUCCACUCGAAUUGAUAGGUGCUCCAGAGACAACCACAAUAAAAGUAAGCAAGAAGCGAGUCCUACCGGUCUCCGAGCAAGAUCUUCCACAGCCAGCUUUCGUUACUGAAGGAUACGAGCCGAAGCAUCCACUCCGAGUGUACAACGACGUUCGUUCAAAACCAUACAUUUGUGAAUAUUGUUCGAAAAGCUACUCUGACAGUCGUGGUCUUGCAUAUCACAUGUACAGUCAUCGUGGAGAGAAGUACUUCAAUCCUCGAGCAUCUCGUUAUAUGAUGGGAAGGGAAGGAGUUGGGUACACUGAUUCCAGAAGCUACUAUUUAUUCCCAAGAACAAGCGGAUACGUGACUCCGCGAUUCUGAGCAACCCCUGAGUAUUUAAAAUUUUUCUAAUUUAGUAUUUAAAUCUAUCCAGAUCUUGUAAAAUAUAUAUAUAUUUCAACAUCGGCUAGCUUUAACAAUAUUUGUCCUUCAAAAUGUAUAUUCGAUAUGGUUCUUUCAUAUAACUCAUAUUUCUUUCUUUCAACUAAAUCAACGUUUUUCUUUAGUGUUAUCGUUUUCUCAUUUCUUGUCAUUUUGUCUUUUCCUCACAUUUUUAAGACGCUCGUUAUAAAGACGGUCAGCAGCAG